This is a messenger RNA of Diospyros lotus (date-plum), 1011 nucleotides long. Its product is annotated as selT-like protein. Gene Ontology annotation, molecular function: thioredoxin-disulfide reductase (NADPH) activity. The transcript is spliced from 4 exons. Lineage: Eukaryota; Viridiplantae; Streptophyta; Magnoliopsida; Ericales; Ebenaceae. The record is from RefSeq and is a predicted model, not a curated record. Gene Ontology annotation, cellular component: endoplasmic reticulum membrane. Gene Ontology annotation, biological process: cell redox homeostasis. The coding region runs from base 56 to 766 and encodes 236 amino acids.
AACCCCCCCCUACUCCUCUCUCUCUCUCUCUCUCUCUCUCUCUCUGGGAAGAGCCAUGGAUCGAGCUCAGCUUCUUCUGCUAGGGUUGCCUCUCUUUCUAUUGUGUUCAGAUAUCGUCAAUCUCUUCGCGCCACGGCCACCUCAACCUCCUAAGCCCGCCGGCCGCCACCACAACCACCACCACCACCACCAAACCCCUCCUCAACCUGUUGUCCAGGAAACCCUAGAUUUCCCUACCCAGAAAGCAAGCGGCGUUGGUGCAAUUGGCAUCGGAAAUACCGUCAACAUCAACUUCUGCGCUUCUUGUUCUUACAGAGGGACUGCAGUCACAAUGAAGAAUAUGUUGGAAACUGCUUUCCCUGGCAUUACUGUUAUUCUGGCAAAUCACCCUCCUCCAUUUCCAAAACGCCUGCUGGGCAAAAUUCUGCCAGUUGCUCAGUUUGGGAUAAUUGGUAUCACUAUGGCAGGUGAGCAAAUUUUCCCACGGUUGGGAUUUGUGGCACCCCCUCCUUGGUACUACUCCCUGCGUGCAAAUAGAUUUGGAACAAUUUCAACUACUUGGCUUCUUGGAAAUGUCCUUCAGUCCACGCUGCAAAGUUCUGGUGCUUUUGAGGUGUUUGUUAACGGUGAAUUGGUUUUCUCGAAACUUAAGGAGCAGAGGUUUCCUGGUGAGAUUGAGUUGAAGGAUCUUGUUGGAAGAAUGAUCGCAAGUUCGAGAAUUGUUGAUGGCGUGUUGAGGGAUCCCUCUGGUCUUAGUGGGUUUUGAUAGGAGAAUAGCAUAGGGGUGUUUAAAAGAAAAUAUAGAACUCUCAGAUGGAAAUGGAAUUCACCAAAUUCAAGAAAUGGGCCAGCCUGUUUUAAUAUGGAAUUAUCUAUCUACUGGAGUGCAUACUGUAAUGGGCAGAACACGAUAGAGAAAAAAGCCUCUUACAGCUAUAUAUCGCUCCAGAAAUGCAAUAAUUGUUUAUUGAGGAUGGAAUGUGGUCAUAUAUGCCAGCCUAAUUUGGUACA